AUCCAGUAGUUGGCGGUAAUGCCGCCAUUAAAACCAGAGAAGAAGAAGGUUGGCACUGACCGGAAAUAAACAAAGCCAGACGAGCUAAGACGAGGGAAGAAGCUCAACUGCUGCAGCAAGUGACAGUGAUACUCGUGGUCCGGAUUGUGUGCAGCAGCAGCUCACAGUGACCAACAUCAUGAUGACAACCAAGAGACUAGACAACUUUGAGGUGGUGUGUGAGUGGGAUUCAUGCAACUUCAAGGGCUGCACCGUGGAGGAGCUGAGCGAUCAUAUGUCACUGCAUUUAAAGGACUACCUGGGAGACAACGAUGCCUUGGAGGAGCUAGAUGAGUAUGCUUGUCUAUGGAAUGGCUGUCAAUUUCUAUCGAUGGGUUGCCCUGCGGAGCUGGAGGUCCAUGCUUACUUUCACAACUACCACGGUAAACUCAAGUUCGUCGGGUCGAAGCUGCUCAAGUCCCGUCCUGAUCUGCCCAGCUGCAACGAAGGUUUGCACAGCAACAACCUGGUUCCUGAAGGAUCCGAUGGAUACGUUUGCCAGUGGGAGCAGUGUGAUAGUACAUUUAACAAUCCUGAGUGGUUUUAUCGACAUGUGGACAAUCACGUUGAAAGCGCUGAGCCACAGUCUCUCCCACAUCAACAGCAGACGUUCUUAUGCCACUGGACAGGCUGCGAUGCUUCGUUCAAAAUUAGAUACCGUUUGAGAGAACACAUGCGGAGCCACACUCAGGAGAGACUUGUAGCCUGCCCUACAUGUGGCAGCAUGUUCUCCAGCAAUACAAAGUUGUUUGACCACCUACACAGACAGGCCGAGCCAGUAGAGUCGCUGGUAUGUGAACAUUGUGGCAAAGCUUUUUCCAACGAGAGGCUUUUGAGGGAUCAUGUUCGUCAACACGUGAAUCAGGUGAAGUGUCCCUUCUGUGACAUGACCUGCACCACUUUGGCAGCUCUGAAGAUCCACAUCAGGUUCCGCCACUGUGACGAGCGGCCCUUCCCGUGUGACUUCUGCGACAAGAGAUUUAAGAACCAGCGCGACCUGCAAAAGCACACAGAGGUUCACAACGAGGGAACUGUGUAUCACUGUACAGUGGAGGGUUGUGAUUAUUCGUGUCACACAUUCCCAACCAUGAGCUACCACUACAAGAGAGUGCACGAGGUCGGAGGGAUGUCCAAAUAUAAAUGCCAUAUCUGUGAUAAGGUCUUCUCCUGGUGCUACACACUCACACUUCACCUUCGCAAGAAGCACGAGCUGAAAUGGCCCUCUGGACAUUCCCGCUUUCGAUACAGGAAGGAUGUAGACGGCUUCCUAAAAGUAAACAUGGUGCGGUUUGAGACUGUGGAAGUGACGAAGGAGAUAAUGAAGAACAUGGCCAAAAAGCCGAAGAGCCUUCGGAAAAGUCAGAGAACCAGCAGCCGGAACAAGAGGGCCGCAGCCACACCGGAGAGCAGCCGUAGCUCUCCCGCGCGAUCCUCCUCGCCCUCCUCCAGCACCUCCUCCUCGUACUCCUCAGAGCUCUCUGGUGGUGAGGACGUUUCCUCUCAGCCCAGCCCCAGAGGCAGUGACUCUCCUGUCUACUGUGUCAUGAGCACCAUCCCUCACAUUGAGGAGGAGCCUGGAGGAUUGUCGCAGGAGGACUGCGAUGGCAGUGGGACAUCUGAAGCGGUCCAGGCCCUGACUGAGGUCGCAAGGGGCCUGGGCAUGGACGUGGUGUGAUUCCUGCAGGCUGCACUGCACCGUGCAUCCAUCACAGGCGCUGUUGUCGCUCCUAUACAACAGCGUUGGUUUGCCUCUUGUAGUAUAUAAUCUGUGGAGAAGCCAGUGGAGACCGCAACUGUUAUUUCUAGCCAAAGCUUUCGCAUGGUCUCCAGUGUUUUUAGAGUGUCUUUUACUUGGAGACCACAUUUUAAUUGUAGCAGCAUCUUAUUAACUUUAAUGCCUUAGCUUGGCUUUGUGAUGUCUCCCAUUGCCUGUUAAUGUUUCGGAAUAAGUUUACAUGAAUGAGAUGAAUUAAAAGCUCUACAAAGCUA
Molecule: messenger RNA, 2028 nt
Organism: Cottoperca gobio
Lineage: Eukaryota; Metazoa; Chordata; Actinopteri; Perciformes; Bovichtidae
Product: histone H4 transcription factor
Exons: 10
Coding region: 179-1714 (511 amino acids)
Biological process (GO): anatomical structure development; regulation of transcription by RNA polymerase II
Molecular function (GO): DNA-binding transcription factor activity, RNA polymerase II-specific; RNA polymerase II cis-regulatory region sequence-specific DNA binding
Source: RefSeq, a predicted model, not a curated record